ACACGACCGCAGUCUGCCGCCAAACACCCAUCCCGUCGGGUCCGUUGCCGCCACACGGCCGUAUCGUAUCGUUCACCGUCGUCGUCGUCGUCGUCGUCGCCGCCGCCGCCACCGCCGCCGCGCCGCCGUUUUUCUAUCCGCGAGAUCAUGUGUCGUCCACUCACGUCCAACCGGUCGCCGUCGCGGCCGUCGCCGUCAUCGCCGUUGCCGCCGGAAUGAUGACAAUAUUAUAAUGUAUAUAUUUUAUAAUAAUAAUUAUUAUUAAAUAUUAGUGCGAUGGUCGCAGUCUCCUCCUCUACCGUUUCGCGCCAUUUCCGCGCCGUGCGCCGUGAAACUGAUUUUGAAAACUGAAAUUCGCAAUAAUAUAUAUUCCUUGGCGUCUUUACUGCGGUCUAGCUCAUUUCUCUUGUAUCCUGUACGGGUUAGUCGGUUUUAGUGGUUUUUCGCGCCCCGCGAGUGUAACGAUCGCAGCCCGUCGCCCUCGACGUCAUGGAGGCGGACCUCCGGGUUCUCCUGGUCGUUUGGAUACUGUCCACCAUGGGAGCGUCACCCGAACUGGCGUCUGAAGUUACUGUACCACUUGUACCUGUAGACGCCGUGGAAGGCAGAUCUGUUAAAUUUCCUUGUGACGUGUCCUCACCAAAUCCAGCGGACAAAGUAUACAUGGUAUUCUGGUUUAAAGACGACUCUGGUGUACCACUAUACAGUUUUGACGUUAGAGGCAUGCCGCUGGAUCAAGCACACCAUUAUUCAGCGCCGGAUGUGUUCGGCAACCGUGCCUCCUUCCGGACAGUUACAGAUCCGGCAUGUCUAUUGGUGGAUGAAGUGCAGCGGAACGACGAGGGCGUGUAUAGAUGUCGUGUGGAUUUCCGAAAUUCCGCCACCAAGAGUUUCCGGUACAACUUGUCCGUCAUCGUGCCGCCCGAUCAUCCGGUGGUGUUCGAUAGGUUGGGAAGGCAAUUGAACAUGACGGUCGGUCCACUCGACGAGGGCGACGGCAUUGCGCUCAUUUGUCGCGUCAACGGUGGAAAUCCUCCACCAGAAGUCGUAUGGCUGAAAAACAACAAAGUGGUGGAUGACGAGUGUGAACACAACUCGAUGAACGUGAUGGAGAACAGACUGCACUGGCCGGCUGUCAGCCGCCAGGACUUUGGUUCCGUAUUCACUUGUCGAGCGUCAAACACGAAGCUAAUGGAUCCCCGACAAGCAUCAGUUGUGUUGGACCUUAGACUGCCGCCGCUCACGGUAACAUUUUCUGUCAUGGACGAUAUUUUGGUAGCUGACCGAAGAUACGAUGUCCAGUGCCAGUCUGCUGGGUCUAGACCACCAGCAUCAAUUACGUGGUAUAGAAACGACAAGAAGCUCCCAAAAAUAAAGCAAGACGAUAUUAAAGAGAAUGUUACGUCUAGUGAGAUGACAUUUGUGCCCACAACAGACGACAACGGCAAGUCAAUAACCUGUAGAGCAGAAAAUCCUCAAGUACCAAAAAUGGCUCUUGAAGAAAAUUUUAUACUGAAAGUCGUCUUCGCUCCGAUCGUUUCGCUCCGGCUCGGAAACUCGAUCGACCCGAACGGCAUCAAAGAGGGAGACGACGUGUACUUCGAUUGUCACGUGAAAGCCAACCCGCCAUCGACGAAGCUCACUUGGUAUCACAAUGGGGUCACGUUGAACCUUAACUCGUCUGCCAGAACAAUGAAAAGCGACAACAACUUGGUUUUGCAGAGAGUGACCAGAAACGUUGCCGGCAGAUACGCUUGUCGAGCGACCAAUUCCGAAGGGGAAUCGUUCAGCAACGAACUCAGUCUACGCAUAAAAUACGCACCGGGCUGCAAAACAGACCGGGUGAUGGUGAUCGGCGCGUCCCGGGGCGAAAGCAUGGACGUGCCGUGCGAGGUGGACGCCGAUCCGCCGGCCAAAGGGUUCCGGUGGAAGUUCAACAAUUCGGGCGAGACGAUCGACAUCGGCCCGGAACGGUACAUAUCCAACGGCACUUUCAGCGUGCUCAGGUACACGCCCGUCGCCGACUUGGACUAUGGCACGCUGUCGUGUUGGGCAACCAACGGGGUCGGCCACCAGUCCGUGCCGUGCCUAUUUCAAAUGGUUGCCGCCGGUAAACCGCAAUCGGUGCACAACUGCACUGUUCGGAACAACACGGACGGCGCGGUGGACGUACAAUGCGAACCGGGCUACGACGGCGGCCUGCAGCAGGUGUUCGUGCUGGAGGUGUACGCCGAAAACCUGGACAGCCAGACGGACGGCGAGGAGCUGUACCGGAACUUGACGGACCGGACGUCGCCGCGAUUUUCGCUGGGAAAGGUCGCUCUGGGCGUGCUGUACACGGCUCGCAUGUACGCGGUCAACGCCAAGGGCAAGUCCACCGCCGUCACUCUGCCCAGAUUUUCGUUUCCCAGCUCCGAGAACCAAAUGGGAUUUGGCGUCGAAGUGUUAAAAGUGUCACCGGUGUUGAUAACGAUAGGGAGCGUUUGCCUGUUGCUCAUCCUGCUGACAAUCAUCGUGAUUGUCAAACUGAAGACGGCGAACAGUAGAAAACGCAACUCACGACAACCGACCGGUGGCGACAAACAAGUGAUUGUCCACCAGAGGAGUAAUGGACAAAUAGCCUCGUCCAUUCUAGAAACGGAUACCGAUCCUGACCUGAUUCAAGUGAAAUACGAUCCGUCGGACGCGCCCAAAAUGCGCAACGGUGGGGUACAGUUUUUGGACGACUCACACGACCCGGCCGUGGCCGGAUGGAUAGCCGCGAACGCAGCCGUCGCGCAGCAGACCAUGUCACAGCUUCCGUUGUCGUCUUCGUCGUCGUCGUCGACGGGCACGCUGCGCAGGGGAGGAGGAACGGCCAUCAACGACCGUCAACAGCCUCCGCCGCCGCCGCCGCAGCCGUCGAUCGACUCCUCUCGCCGUUGGAACGACGUGACGCCGAAACCGUUUAGCUACACUCACCACCAUUUGCAACAGCAGCAGCAGCAUCAGCUGCAGUCGCCGCAGCCGCCGCAUCACGUACGCGUCCGACCGGACCCGAACGAACUCGACGGGGCGGACAUAAAGGAGAAGCUGAUGAUGUCCAGCGGUCACAUACCCGAGAGUUGCGUGUGAACGACCACGUCGUGUCCUGCGUGCUGUACAUAAUAAUAUUA
This is a messenger RNA of Aphis gossypii (cotton aphid), 3155 nucleotides long. RefSeq names its product B-cell receptor CD22-like. The record is from RefSeq and is a predicted model, not a curated record. The transcript is spliced from 13 exons. Bases 490 to 3114 code for a protein of 874 amino acids. Lineage: Eukaryota; Metazoa; Arthropoda; Insecta; Hemiptera; Aphididae. Gene Ontology annotation, molecular function: protein binding.